AUGAAGUGCCUGACGUGUGUGCUGCUUUCUAUAGCUCUGAUUCCGGUUCUGAUUAGCGGCCUCCCGAAUCCGAAUCCCCAACCCAGUACCGUGGUGGUGAAUGGCGUGUGUCUGACUUGUCCCAAUCCUCAUGGAGACCCUGUCUACUUGGAUGGCCAGGAGUACCGCAGCUUCUCUUCGCCAAAUAGCAAUGGAAACGUGGUCAUCUCCCGUGGAAGUGGAUAUGGAAGGGGGCGCGGCACUAUCAUCCAACGCGGGGGCAACACCAUUGUAAAUGGACGGUGUGAGGAGUGCAAUGUGGACAUUUAAGUACAAAGCUGCCAUAUUAAAGUCUGAAAAGCCUGGAUUAUGAACUCAA
Molecule: messenger RNA, 358 nt
Organism: Drosophila bipectinata
Lineage: Eukaryota; Metazoa; Arthropoda; Insecta; Diptera; Drosophilidae
Gene: BomBc3
Product: Bomanin Bicipital 3
Source: RefSeq, a predicted model, not a curated record